AUGAUUUCUUCCUUUUACUGUUAUUGUUCCAAUAAUUGUUUUACCAAUUUUACAUUUAAAAAUUUUAAAUAAAUUACUGUAGUUUUUUAUAACAUUUUGAGUGUUUGUAUGUUAAUAAUUAAAUCAAUUAUCUUUUCUAACUCAAAAUAUAAAAAAGAAAGAUAUUAAAUGAUGAUACUCGAAUAAUUAUCAACAUACAUUAAAUUUUAACGACCGUCGAAGAAGUAAAAUUGUUUUCGUAUCGUCAAAAACUACAAUUGUUUCAGUUAAAUAUGUCUUUGCAAGAUUUAGUUGAAGGUGAUUGCGGUGGUUCAAACUCAUUAGUUCAAUUGUCAUCUCAUUUUGUUCAAGACCAUGGAUUGAAAGAUCAAGAUCUUAGACAAGCAAGCCAGUCUGAUCAGAAUGUAACUCAAAGUUUUUUAAGUGCCACUACAGGAGAACUUGCAGAUCAAUUCUUUAGCUCUGAAGAAUCUGACACAUUCAAAAUGGAUAAUAUACUGGCAGAAAUGAGAAAUGCCGAAAUGAAUUUUUGUAUUCAAGAAGACCCUUGGCCAGAACAACUAGCUAAAGAAAUCAAAAAUAAUGACUACUUGUAUGAUCCAAACAUUUGGAGUUCAACAGAAAACAAAAUGUUGGUAAAAGAUGAUGUUUAUGAAUACGGUUAUGCUCCUGAAUGGGUAAAAGAAUUAGAAUCGUCCCAUAAUGAGAGUAAUGCUUUGAAAUCACAAUCUGAUUUUGAAAAAAAUGGUGAAAAUGAAAGUAAAUAUGAUACAAAUUUUACUGAUUCUGUACUACAUGAUGAUUUAAAUUUGGAUUCAUACAGUGAAAUGAUGAUGAACAGCAUUAAUUGUAUGGCUGGCCAAUACAAUGAGCCACUUAGAGACUCAUUAUUUGCAUAUAGAAAUUUUCAACAAAAUGUAUUUAAUGACUUAAAUCAUCAAGUUUUGGAAUUUAAUCCAUCUGAUGAAUUAGUUACUGGUUCAUCAAGUUUGAAAAGUUCUAUAUCUGCUAUUGGACAACCAAUAUUAGCUAAUGAAAUAUUAGAAAAUACAACAGAGACUACUAAUAAUGAAGACAUUGAUAGAUUUUUAAAUGAAACAAACAAUUUUCAGUCAUGGUACUCUGAGUAUGAAGAAAUGAAAAAUGCUGAAAAAGCUCAAGAAUAUGCCUUUAAUUCUGACAAUGAAAUGGAGUCCAUUGAAAAUCCAUUGGCUGAAGGCAAACGUCGUUUAGAAGCAGGUGAAUUGCCUAUUGCAGUUUUGUGUUUUGAAGCAGCUGUAAAACAUGACAUGUCUAAUGCAGAAGCUUGGCAACUUUUAGGUACUACUCAAGCUGAAAAUGAACAAGAUAAUUUGGCAAUAAGUGCACUUAAUAAAUGUUUAGAACUGGAACCAAACAACUUAACAGCUAUACUUUGUUUGGCUGCUUGUUACACAAAUGAGAGCUGUAAUUUACAAGCAUGUAGAACCCUCAAGGAAUGGUUAAAUCAAAACCCAAAAUAUACGGAUAUUGUCAAAUCUAAACCAAUACUAGAUGAAUCCAAUGUGAUGAAAUAUUUAUUUACUACACAAUUGUAUGAGUCAAUUAAAGAUAUGUACAUUGAAGCAGCUCAGAGAAGUGUAGAAACAGGGUACAUUGAUGCAGAUGUUCAAAAUGGAUUAGGAGUAUUGCUUAAUCUUAACAACGAAAAUGAUAAAGCAGUUGAUUGUUUCAAAGCUGCUCUUCAAAUAAAACCUGAAGAUGCUCGUUUAUGGAAUCGACUCGGAGCAACAUUAGCUAAUGGGGGUCGAUGUGAAGAGGCUAUUGAAGCAUAUCGAAAUGCAUUGGAAUUAUGUCCUGGAUUUGUUAGAGCUCGUUACAAUUUAGGAAUUACUUGUAUUCAUCUUGAUACAUAUAAAGAAGCAAUUGAACACUUACUAGAAGCUCUAAACCAACAAGCAUCAGCUAUAAGUACUAAUUCGCAAAGUCCAGCUCUAUCCGAAACAAUUUGGAGUACAUUACGUUUAGCUAUAUCUAUGUCUGAACGAUCUGAACUUCUUAAAGCUGUGAAUGACAGAAACUUAAAUUUAUUAAAUGAAGAAUUCAAUUAUCAAGGAUCAACAGAAAGUACAACAAUUUAAUCCUUUUGACAUUCUUUUUAAUAUAUAGUUUUUCUAUUUUGUUUUGUUUUAUCUUAGUUAUGAUUUAUUAUACUUUAUUGAUGGUUAUGGUCAAUUUGUUCAUAAUUCUUAAUUUGUAUAACUUUGAUAA
Messenger RNA from Daktulosphaira vitifoliae (grape phylloxera), 2250 nucleotides. Its product is annotated as fizzy-related protein homolog. The record is from RefSeq and is a predicted model, not a curated record. Bases 273 to 2120 code for a protein of 615 amino acids. Gene Ontology annotation, biological process: positive regulation of ubiquitin protein ligase activity; positive regulation of anaphase-promoting complex-dependent catabolic process; anaphase-promoting complex-dependent catabolic process. The transcript has 13 exons. Gene Ontology annotation, cellular component: anaphase-promoting complex; peroxisomal membrane; cytosol. NCBI's taxonomy places the organism in Eukaryota, Metazoa, Arthropoda, Insecta, Hemiptera, Phylloxeridae. Gene Ontology annotation, molecular function: ubiquitin ligase activator activity; anaphase-promoting complex binding; protein binding.